AUGGCCCCCUGGGCCUGGGCCGUCUGCUGCCUCUUGGGCUGUUCCCUGCUCAGCAGUGGCAGCCCUGGCCCCAGCGUGCCCCGCCUGCGGCUCUCCUACCGAGACCUCCUGUCUGUCAACCGCUCUACUGUCUUUCUGGGCCCCUGGGGCUCCCUGGACCUUCGGGCCAUGUACCUGGAUGAAUACCGGGACCGCCUCUUUCUGGGGGGCCGCGAUGCCUUCUACUCUCUGCGGUUGGAUCAGGCAUGGCCAGACCCCCGGGAGGUUCUGUGGCCGCCACAGCCAGGACAGAGGGAAGAGUGUGUCCGCAAGGGAAGGGAUCCCUUGACGGAGUGUGCCAACUUUGUACGGGUGCUGAAGCCCCACAACCGGACCCACCUGCUGGCAUGUGGCACAGGGGCCUUCCAGCCUAUCUGUGCCCUCAUCACAGUUGGGCACCGUGGGGAGCACGUUCUCCACCUGGAGCCUGGCACUGUGCAAGGUGGGCGGGGCCGGUGCCCCCACGAGCCCAGCCGUCCCUUCGCCAGCACCUUUGUAGGUGGGGAGCUAUAUACAGGCCUCAUAGCUGACUUCCUGGGGCGUGAAGCCAUGAUUUUCCGAAGUGGGGGUUCCAGGCCUGCCCUUCGUUCUGACUUUGACCAGAGCCUCCUGCAUGACCCCAGGUUUGUGGCAGCUGCACGGAUCCCUGACAACUCCGACCAGGACAAUGACAAGGUGUACUUCUUCUUCUCAGAGACUGUCCCCUCGCCUGACGGUAGCCCAAGCAGAGUCACCGUCAGCCGUGUGGGCCGAGUCUGCGUGAACGAUGCCGGCGGGCAGCGGGUGCUGGUGAACAAGUGGAGCACUUUCCUCAAGGCCAGGCUGGUCUGCUCUGUGCCCGGCCCCGGGGGUGCUGAGACCCACUUCCACCAGCUGGAGGACGUGUUCCUGCUGUGGCCCAAGACAGGGAUGAAACCGGAGGUGUAUGCAUUGUUCAGCAUGGUCAGUGCUGUGUUCCAGGGGUUUGCCAUCUGCGUAUACCACAUGGCUGACAUCUGGGAGGUCUUCAACGGGCCCUUUGCCCACCGUGAUGGUCCCCAGCAUCAAUGGGGGCCUUAUGGGGGCAAGGUGCCCUUUCCCCGCCCAGGCGUGUGUCCCAGCAAGAUGACGGCACAACCUGGACGGCCCUUUGGCAGCACCAAGGACUAUCCUGAUGAGGUGCUGCAGUUUGCCCGAGCCCACCCACUCAUGUUCCGGCCUGUGAGGCCUCGACAGGGCCGCCCCAUUCUUGUCAAGACCAACCUGGCCCAGCAGCUGCGCCAGAUCGUGGUGGACCGUGUGGAAGCGGAAGACGGGGCCUACGACGUCAUCUUCCUGGGCACUGACUCAGGUUCUGUGCUCAAGGUCAUCGCCCUCCAGGCGGUGGGCUCUGCUGAGUCCGAGGAGGUGGUGCUGGAGGAGCUCCAGGUGUUUAAGGUGCCAACACCCAUUACUGAGAUGGAGAUUUCUGUAAAAAGGCAAAUGCUGUAUGUGGGCUCGCGGCUGGGCGUGGCCCAGCUGCGGCUACACCAGUGCGAGACCUAUGGCAGUGCCUGUGCUGAGUGCUGCCUGGCCCGGGACCCCUAUUGCGCCUGGGAUGGCACCUUCUGUACCCACUUCCGGCCCAGCACCAGCAAGCGCCGGUUCCGCAGGCAGGACAUCCGGCACGGCAACCCUGCCCUGCAGUGCCUGGGCCAGGGCCCAGAAGAGGACGCUGCUGGGCAUGUGGUGGCCACCACAGUCUACGGCACAGAGCACAACAGUACCUUCCUGGAGUGCCAACCCAAGUCUCCCCAGGCCACCGUGCGCUGGUUCUUACAGAGGCCAGGGGACCAAGAGCCUGACCAAGUGAAGACUGACGAGCGAGUCCUACAGACGGAGCAGGGGCUGCUCUUCCGCAGGCUCAGCCGCCUGGACGCAGGCACCUACUCCUGCACCACGCUGGAACACGGUUUCUCCCAGACCGUGAUCCGCCUGGCUCUGGAGGUGAUUGCGGCCGCACAGCUGGACAGCCUGUUCUCUCGGGAGCAGAGGCCAGAGGAGCCCCCCGCGAGGGUCAGCCUGGCCCUCGGCCCACCCAAGGCCUGGUACAAGGACUUCCUGCAGCUCAUUGGCUUCUCCAACCUGCCCCGGGUGGAUGAGUACUGUGAGCGUGUGUGGUGCCGUGGCAGUGGGGAGCGCUUGGGUACCUCACGGAGCCGGGGCAAGCCAGCUAAGGGCAAGAGCUGGGCCGGGCUGGAGCUGGGCAAGAAGGUGAAGAGCUGGGCACAGGCUGAGCGCAACCGGACGCCCCGGGAGGUGGAAGCCACAUAGAGGAGGGCAGGGAGGGGUGGCCAGAGGGGGGCAGUUCCCAGCAUCUCCCACCCAUCCACCCAACUGAGGUGGAGGGGCCAGGACCCCUGACUACCUCUUGGAGA
Orycteropus afer afer is the source of this 2435-nucleotide messenger RNA. It is a transcript of the gene SEMA3G, whose product is annotated as semaphorin 3G. Gene Ontology annotation, molecular function: semaphorin receptor binding; chemorepellent activity. Gene Ontology annotation, biological process: neural crest cell migration; axon guidance; negative chemotaxis. NCBI's taxonomy places the organism in Eukaryota, Metazoa, Chordata, Mammalia, Tubulidentata, Orycteropodidae. The record is from RefSeq and is a predicted model, not a curated record.